Molecule: messenger RNA, 1362 nt
Organism: Carica papaya (papaya)
Lineage: Eukaryota; Viridiplantae; Streptophyta; Magnoliopsida; Brassicales; Caricaceae
Product: Eukaryotic aspartyl protease family protein
Cellular component (GO): extracellular region
Source: RefSeq, a predicted model, not a curated record
AUGGCCAACUACACUUCACUUUUCCUCUUCCUCCACACUCUUCUCUUCACUUUGCCAUUGACCCUACCUGCCAUUAUAGCAGCUUCAGCUAAUAGCCCUCGUGCAAUUUCACCAUCUCUGCGACGAUUAGUUACAAAACUCAUUAACCGCGACUCCAUUUCCUCUCCUUACUAUGACGCUGCCAAAGCCACCGUCUCCGGCCAUGCUUCACGUUCCUUGAAACACUCUAUGGCGCGUUUGGCCUACUUGCAAUCCAAGGCCAUGUCGAACAAUAAUGUUUCACCAACCAUUGACAUCGGAGUUGUCGCAGCGGAGAGCACCGUGCAGUUCUUGGCCAACUUCUCCAUCGGCGAACCGCCGGUGUCGCAGUUGGUAACCAUGGAUACCGGCAGCAAUCUGUUGUGGGUUCAGUGUCUUCCUUGCGUCAGGUGCUUUGAACAAUCGAGCCCGGUUUUUGAUCCGUCGAAAUCUUCAACAUACCGAAACUUGGACUGUAACUCUGGUUUUUGUUCGGGAGGAAACUGCGAUUUAUCAAAAAACUGUAAAUUUUCUCUUGGGUAUGUGGACGGAACCCAUGUCGCCGGCCUAAUGGCGACUGAGAAGCUGACUUUUAGUACCUCCGAUGAAGGUUUAACGUCUGUGACCGACGUGAUUAUCGGCUGUGGACAUAACAACAACGACUUCGAUAGGCAACAGAGCGGGAUUCUGGGUCUGGGUCCUAAUCCAAUCUCUUUGGUGAACAAGCUGGAUUCAAAAUUCUCUUACUGCUUGGGGAGAAUCAGAGAUCCUAAUUACAUGGAUAACCAGUUGAUAUUCGGUGAUGCAGCAGACAUGGAAGGUUUUUCAACUUCCUUAGAAGUUUUCAACUCGCUUUACUAUCUCAACAUGGAGAAGAUCAUUGUUGGCGAGAAGGCGCUCGAUAUCAACCCAGAGACGUUCAAAAGAACGAAUUCCGGCGCCGGAGGGACCGUCAUUGACAGCGGUACGACGAUCACGUUCCUGAGUAAUGCCGCCUUCGAUGCUCUCGCCGGUGAAGUGAAGAGCCUACUGGAAGGAGUUCUGGAACGUGUGAACAACCCGGAUCAGCCGUCGCAGUUGUGCUACAGGGGGAGAGUUGAUCGGGACUUGGAGGGAUUUCCGGUGGUGACGUUUGGGUUCGCCGGAGGUGCGGAGCUGGGAUUAGAUGCAGAGAGCAUGUUUCAGGAGAAUGGUGGUGAUGAAUUCUGCAUGGCGGUGCAUGGUAGCAAUCUUCAUGAGUUGAAUGUGAUUGGAGUCAUGGCUCAACAGAACUACAACAUUGGUUAUGAUCUUUUGGGGAAGAAGAUUUUCUUUCAGAGAAUUGAUUGUCAACUUCUUGAUUAA